AUGGCAGCUCAGCGGCUGGGCAAGCGGGUGCUGAGCAAGCUCCAGGCUCCGUCGCGGGCCCGCGGGCCGGGGGGCAGCCCCGGGGGGCUGCAGAAACGCCACGCUCGGGUCACCGUCAAGUAUGAUCGGCGGGAGCUGCAGCGGCGGCUGGACGUGGAGAAGUGGAUCGACGGGCGCUUAGAGGAGCUGUACCGCGGCAGGGAGACAGACAUGCCUGAUGAGGUCAACAUUGAUGAAUUGUUGGAAUUAGAGAGCGAAGAGGAGAGAAGUCGGAAAAUCCAGGAACUCCUGAAGUCCUGCAUGAACCCCACAGAGGACUUCGUCCAGGAGCUGCUGGAAAGGCUGCGUGGUCUCCACAAACAGCCCGGCCUCCACCAGCCCAGCCCCUCCGACGACUCGGACGGCGGCAGCCUGAGCCCCCGCCAGGACCGCGCCCGGACUGCGCCCCCCUGA
Molecule: messenger RNA, 453 nt
Organism: Chrysochloris asiatica (Cape golden mole)
Lineage: Eukaryota; Metazoa; Chordata; Mammalia; Afrosoricida; Chrysochloridae
Gene: PPP1R14A
Product: protein phosphatase 1, regulatory (inhibitor) subunit 14A
Exons: 4
Coding region: 1-453 (150 amino acids)
Biological process (GO): regulation of phosphorylation
Cellular component (GO): cytoplasm
Molecular function (GO): protein serine/threonine phosphatase inhibitor activity
Source: RefSeq, a predicted model, not a curated record